This is a messenger RNA of Cladocopium goreaui, 660 nucleotides long. NCBI's taxonomy places the organism in Eukaryota, Dinophyceae, Suessiales, Symbiodiniaceae. The record is from the annotation of a GenBank genome assembly.
AUGGAUUUGUUCAAGCAUGAAGUGCCAGAGUUCACACACCAGCCUCUUGUGCAAACUGCUAUGCAACAAGAGACACUGAAUGCCUACCAAUCGCCUUGUUGGGCGAAGGGUUUCUGCUCACUGGAGAGUGGCUGCCGCAAUCAUGAGCGAUUGCAUGGCAUGCUCUUGAAAGAAAUCAGGAAACAAAUUGACCAGAAGUUGCCGUCUUCUGCAGCAAAGAGAUAUGUGCAAUCAGGCGAUGUUGCUAUCACUGUGAGAUAUGGUCAGGUUGGCUCCGCCAGUAGCAGCAGUGCUGGUGCAGCACCAUGUCCCAGUGAGGUCAAAAUGGACACUUCGGAGUGCAAAGUUUUUAUGCUGGCCAGUUUGUCUCUCAGACCAGCCAGCGCUGUACUUGCUUCUAUGACUAUCAAGCCUUUGAAGUCGUUCUCAAUUCCCUCUGAUGCUUACGAAGCCAGCUUUGAACUUGUCGAAGGCAAACCAGGCAAAAUGCAUUUUAAUCUUCAGACUAGCUGGGAGUUUGUUGCUUACUUGCUACGUCAGCAAAAAAUGAAGAAGAGCGUCGUGACCGUGAACGUGCUUGAGCACAGACCUACGUCCAUCAACGCCAUUGAGUUUUGUAUGCCCAAGAUCGACAUGGCCAAUGCAGUGUGGCCCCCUUAG